AUGGGCCGCGUGAAGCCGUACCAGUGCCUCAUGGCUCAGUACUUCUCCCUCGGGUUUCGAUAUGGGAUUGUGGUUGGAAGGAAAGGAUCAGGGCUUCUGACCAAUGAGGCUGGUGAAGUCACGAGUCAUCUGCAGGGUAUGUUGAACCGGACAGUAAGAAUGCUAGAAGCAGGGAUAAAGCCUGUUUUUAUUUUUGAUGGAGAGCCACCUAAAAUGAAGAAAAAGGAGCUUGCAAAAAGGUCCUUAAAGAGGAAUGAUGCUACCAAAGAUCUUGAGAUCGGAGAUGAGGAUUCAAUUGAAAAAUUUAGCAAAAGGACUGUCAAGUUAAUGAUCUUGCUGUCUGAGGAAAUAGGCAAUAAAGAAUUUGUUCGAAGAGUGUCCUUAAAUUUAUAUCAGAUAAAGCAGCCUUCUAUUCUCGUCAAGAAAAAGCACAAUGAUGAUUGUAAGAAGCUGUUAAGAUUGACGGGUGUGCGUGUGGUAUGA
Setaria italica (foxtail millet) is the source of this 483-nucleotide messenger RNA. Its product is annotated as flap endonuclease 1-B-like. The transcript has 7 exons. The record is from RefSeq and is a predicted model, not a curated record. Gene Ontology annotation, molecular function: 5'-3' exonuclease activity; 5'-flap endonuclease activity. Lineage: Eukaryota; Viridiplantae; Streptophyta; Magnoliopsida; Poales; Poaceae. The coding region runs from base 1 to 483 and encodes 160 amino acids.